AUGCAUUCCCUCCAUAAUUUACCGAAGAGCGCGGGUAAAGAAGACGAGAACUUCGCCAUUAAUAAUUUCACUAUUAAAGGAGUGAAAGCACACAUAAAUUACGAAGCAUCCGACGUCAUGGCAGCCAACGUAAAUUGCCUCUAUUUUAGAAGCCUAAUCAGACAUCUGAUUUCUACAGGUGGCAGUAAAGAAAUUACAAGAAAGUGUGAAGUUUCACUGUCACAGCAUUACAACAGGGUAAAACUGUUUGUACAUAAAAGCUUAUAUAAUUGUUCACAUGUAUUUUUAAGAGUGGACAAAGUACAACUUCCACUAAGGCCACCAUACUCUGAUUUAUAUAAGUUGGUAAAGAGAUUAGACAACAGAUUUAUCAUAAUAAUCGACGGAGAAGGAAAAACCACAUCAAUUGAUAGAUUAAAACCAGCGUUUGUAGCACAACUGGAUCUUCCAUUGACGACAAUAAGUCAAUCACAAACAGAUAGUAAAAAUAAACUUUCAAGAACCUAUGUAAAUAAAAAAAAAGUAAUUUCGCGCCCAAGUCAUUUUUGUGAGGGGGUAAUAGCUUUGGCGGGAAAGCUGCAGAUAGCGCCGAAAAUCACUGGUAGCGACAUCUAGCGAACUUUGCCCGAAGGGUUUACAUAAACCGCCCGCCAAUAUGCAACGACAGCUCUUCCGGUGAUUAUGCGUGUUAGAUACA
This is a messenger RNA of Eufriesea mexicana, 697 nucleotides long. RefSeq lists its product as uncharacterized. Bases 1 to 615 code for a protein of 204 amino acids. The transcript is spliced from 2 exons. The record is from RefSeq and is a predicted model, not a curated record. NCBI's taxonomy places the organism in Eukaryota, Metazoa, Arthropoda, Insecta, Hymenoptera, Apidae.